Messenger RNA from Suillus fuscotomentosus, 1293 nucleotides. RefSeq lists its product as uncharacterized. The record is from RefSeq and is a predicted model, not a curated record. NCBI's taxonomy places the organism in Eukaryota, Fungi, Basidiomycota, Agaricomycetes, Boletales, Suillaceae. The coding region runs from base 456 to 1118 and encodes 220 amino acids. The transcript is spliced from 2 exons.
CUCCUUCUGCCGCUUUGCCACAGGCCUUUGAGAAGAAUUCAAGAAUCGAGAAGACCGCUAACCUUGUGCUAAGCCUAAGGAAUAUUCCGAACAUAUCAAGGCUCGCCACACAUUUACGAUCAUUCACGAUCCUCUGGAGUCGUCAACUCAUCCAUGGACAUGGGCUACUGGCAUCACUGGCAUGUCCAAUGACGGCCGUGGAAUUCAUCUGCCUCAUAUGAUUUUUAUCUUCAGACUCGCCGUGAGGCAUUCCUGUCCAACUCCGAGUCCGAGGAUGCCGUUCGCGAAGCGCUGCAGGGUGACGCUAACUUAGUUCUUGAAUCUUGACAGAAUGGCAGUUCCGUCAAGAGCCGAAUGUGCUUGUAUGCGUGCCUGCUUGGUCCCAACGGAUACCUCCACAGGUGAUGGACUUCAGUCAAUCUUCCCUUGGCUAAAAGAUUUUCAUUUUAUUGCUGAUGACGCCGUUCAUCUUGGGAUUCUCUUCUACUUCAUGGCUUAAAGGGCUUGAAAUCCUUUCGGAAGAGGAAAAACAUCUGGAACAAGAACGCGAAAUGUUUAUCCCUAAGGGCUUGGACCUCGGAUACUGGCGACGCAGUCACGAACCGUAUCUGUCGAUGUGUUCUAGGGUGGCGCAACUACUGGAUCGAGUGUCACUCGCUUGGAGCCUCAGAUCUCGGCCAAUGAAUCACAUUGCACGUCUGGGAGCUGAUUCCCAUCAUUGGGUACUUGUUUCGUUCAGCAAGGACAAAUGUCGCAAUGUCGUUUUGUAUGCUAAUUUGUCAUCGAAAUAUAUCAUCGCUACUCUACCUGAUCUUCCCAUAAGACACAAGGAUGGAAAUAAUCAAGUCCGAGACCGAUUCACACAAGUUUAUCCAAGUCCCACGGAUAUCUGUUGUGGGCACGGAGAGGUCGGUAGUGCCUACUUGGUGAAUAUCACGCGCCCUUGUUCCCACAAAGCGUUCGAGUAUUCGAGCAUUUUGGACUUGCUUCCCACCGGAGUAGCAAAGGACAUAUGGCGGCGCGGCUAUCCGAAGCGGAAACGCGUAAUUUGGUAUCGAGAUGCUAACGGGAUGGUGUUAGAAAGCAAAGGAAGGGGUGGAGAUUGCGAGAGUGGAUGAGAGACGCGGAGAAGGCAAGCUCUACGAAAUUUUGACGUACCGUUAUGGAUUUGGUGUUGUUCAGCACAGUCAGUUGUUAUCACGGAGUUUACAAAAAGAAGAUGAAGAUGACUUGUCUCAUUGUAUAUUUUCUUCGGUAACACAUGAACUUUGCCAAUAAUACUUUGCCUUUGCA